This is a messenger RNA of Didymodactylos carnosus, 3514 nucleotides long. Lineage: Eukaryota; Metazoa; Rotifera; Eurotatoria; Philodinida; Philodinidae. The record is from the annotation of a GenBank genome assembly.
AUGGAUAUAGAUGAGUGUUCAGUCGAUUCACUGAUAUUAUUAUCUUCAAGCGUUCAAUUAACAUCACAUGUAAAUGAUAACUCUUCAACUGAUAAUUACAGUAACUCUCAGUCUGAAAUGGAACAAAUUCUUCAACUAUUAUUAACAAAAAUGAAUGGAAACCAUAUAUGUUCAGCGCUCAAGCUGUACAAUUAUUUAUUCGAUUCCCAGGAAGAUGUAUACAGACUGGUUUGCGCUGGUAUUAAUAAUUAUUUUGAAACUGGCUGUGAAGCUGAAGAUGUAUUAUUUGUAUUGGAUACCAUAAAUGGAAAUGACGACCAAAAACAGCGAUUUUAUACAGCUACAACUGAAGAAAUAAUUGAAUCAUUUAAUGCCAAUAACGAUAUCGUAACAUCAAUGAAACUAGUAAAUUUAAUUCCCUUUACCACUGUAUGUAUUCAAGAAAAGUAUAAUUCUCAGCCAUUGCCCACACAUAAACUACACCAGAUUGUUACAUUAAUGCAACGUGAUUUUUCGUCUUCGUGCGGUAUAUAUUAUUCUACAUGCAAUGAAUGUAAAACGCGUUAUUUUCCAACAUUUUAUGAAUUAAACGGCUCAAAAAUGAAAUUUAUUACAAUUGACUCGAUUCGAAAAAAAAACGCAAUGUACUUUGGAGGAAAAACUGCAUAUGAAUAUCUAUUAUUUCUUGAAUUCGAGGCACAAUUAGUACACAACUAUGGAGCAUUCAACGGUUUCUGUGAUGCGCACAAUUACAAACUUGAAAUGCUCAAUAGUCAGUCAUCUUCAUCACAAAAGACCACGAAUGAAAGACACAAAUUGGAUCCCAAACUGUUUCAAAUGAACUGGCUUACUUAUCAACUCGGACGAUUCGUUUUUAUGUUAACGGAUAAUAAUUAUUGUCACAUACCGUCAUCAUUUGAUUCAAAAGUAGAGAAAGAUCAGUAUUUUUCGAAAUAUUUCGAAAGUUUUUAUUCAAUAUUCGUCGGUUUCUGGUCGCGACAUAAAGUGUUAACGGAAAAGGGAUUAACAAAAUGCAAAGUUGAUACGUGUUCAAAAGUAUUUAUUUCUGACGGGCAUCAAAAAGCUAAUCGAUCGGUUUGUGCAUUUGAUAAUAUUUGUGACAUUAGUAUUCCUGAAUUUGGACCAAUACUAGUCGGCUGUUGGCCCAUGAAAGGAAUAAAAAAUGCUACCAAACAAGUCGAUACACGGUAUUGUCCAAAUCAUCAAACGGAACAACAACGAAAAGAAACAUCGCAAGCGGACAGGAAUUCAAACAAAUUGAUAAAUAUAUCAAAUGAUGAAAAAAAACAAGCGCAAAAAAUGACAGUAAUAUCACAUGAAAAUUUGAAUGAAAGUUCGAUGACAAAUGAACCAAAAGUAGAAGACAUUGAAUGUGAGAUAUUUCGCAGUGAUUAUGAAACUCAUCAAAAGCCUAGCUAUGGAUUUCUCACCUCAUUCCAUAAUUGCAAUGUUAUUAUUGGAUUCGACGAAUCAGCAAGAGCAGAGGGCAGUAAGUAACUAUCGACGUCUACUACUACUUUCAAUCGAAAACUGUAUCGCCCGAUCCUUUUCGAUCAGUGCAAUGUUAUCCCAGCACCUACGAGGCACCUUGUCAGAUGAUUAAACGCAUUUAUUAGUUUUAGGUUUUUAUGGUAUUAUUGGUACUAACUACGAGUCUGAUAUUAGUUUGUCCUCACGAGACCGUCUUAGAUCGUUCACUAAGAAUCAGAUGUGUGAGGAUCCCGUGUGAUCUUUCAGCAAAACAUAUUUUCAAGGUACCUCAUGAUAGAACACUAACUUAUUUGUUGGUUCUAUUUCUACUAACCAUCAUAUGAGUUAGUGUUCUAUCAUCUUGAAAAUAUGUUUAGCUGAAAGAUCACACAACUGAUUUUUAGUGAACGAUGUAACAAGGUCUCGUGAGGACAAACUAAUAUCAGGCUCGUAGUCAGUACCAAAAAUAUCAUAAAAAGCUAAAAUUAAUUAAAAAUGGGUCCUCGUAGGUGCUGAGGUAGCCUGUCUUAGUAGUAAUCAAAUGUAAUUUUUUACUAUUUAGUGAGAAGAAUCACCCGUCACUUACUUCGAAUUAAAAAGUACGGUGAACUGCCGCCUGCCAUGAUGUAUGACUGUGCAUGCACACUUCGUUUGUUUUUCGAUCGUCAGUACGGUUCUGAGUACUUCAAAAUAACUCAGAAUUCUACAUUCUUAAAAGAAAUGAAAUUAGCAAUAGAUCGAUUUCACCAACGUAAUCAUAAGAGAAAAAUGUGUCAGACACAAAUGAAUGCUAAUAAUCCAGAAUUUGGUGGAAUAUUUGAUAAUGUUGAUAGUCAAGUGGUGGAACGCAUGUUUUCAUAUCUUACUCAUUUCAAAUAUUCGUUUCCUUCAUAUGGUUACCCGAAAUCAGUCUUUUUCGAUUUAAUAUUAUUUCAUUUGAAGAAUUGCAAGACAACUGGGCUGUGGCCAUUUCAGGAAAAACUUGGACUUCAAGUUAUGCCAAGCAUUCGAUUGGAUAAUAUUAAGUAGGCAGACGUAGGUUUCGUAUGAAAGAACUCAUGUGUACUCAAUCUUUUGCUUCUGUUUUCGCAAUUUCAGCUCAAACUGGUAAAGUCAUCGGUUCAUGCUUGACUUUUGAUUAGGUAAGCUAAAAACAAUUACAUGUUACAAGUGAGCAUAGUCUGAUAUAUUUUUUGUUACUUGAACAGUUGAAAAUAAACAUAAUUAAUAUGCUGCAAACGUCCAAGCGAAGCAAGAACUUUACCAGGUUGAACCGAAAUUGCGAAAACAAAAGCAAAAGAUUGAGUACACAUGAGUAUUUUCAUACGAAACCUACGUCUGCCUAGUUAAUAUUAUCCAAACGGAUGCUUGGCAUAAGUGGAAGUCCAAAUUUUUCCUGAAAUCGUCACAGCCCAGCUGACCUGCAAUUCUUCAAAUGAAACAAUACUAAAUCGAAAAAGACUGAUUUCGGGUAACCCUACGAACGAAACGAAUUUUUGAAAUGAGUAAGAUAUGAAAACAUGCGUCCCGCCACUUGACUAUCAACAUUAUCAAAUAUUUCACCGAAUUCUGGAUUAUUAGCAUUCAAUGGAAAAACAAAAGUGUACACGCAAUCAUAUAUCAUGGCAGGCGACAGUUCACCGUACUUUUUAAUUCGAAGUAAGUGACGGGUGAUUCUUCUCACUAAAUAGUAAAAACUACAUUUGAUUACUAUUAAGACACGAUACCUCAGCACCUACGAAUCACCUUGUCAGACGAUUAAACGCAUUUUUAAUUAAUUUUAGCUCUUUCUGGUAUUUUCGGCACUGACUGCGAGCCUGAUAUUAGUUUGUCCUCACGAGACCUUCUUAGAUCGUUCACUAAAAAUCAGAUGUGUGAGGAUCCCGUGUGAUCUUUCAGCUAAACAUACUUCCACGGUACUCCCUAAUAGAACACUAACUUAUUUGUUGGUUCUAAAACAUCUACUAUCUCUGUAGAAAAUGUUUUAGCACCAACAAAUCAAACGGUAUGCAUGCGUCUAUCU